This is a messenger RNA of Paramecium tetraurelia, 4371 nucleotides long. RefSeq lists its product as uncharacterized. The record is from RefSeq and is a predicted model, not a curated record. The transcript has a single exon. NCBI's taxonomy places the organism in Eukaryota, Ciliophora, Oligohymenophorea, Peniculida, Parameciidae.
AUGAAAAUCUUUUGGGCAAUAAUCGUCGUAUUGCCAAUAGUAUUAAGUCAAACAAUUGUUGUGUCUCCAUCUACGACAUGCACAUGCCAAUAAUUUUUGAAUUAAAGCGGAUGUAACAAUAAUACACUCGGAUAAUGCUAAUGGAAUCAAAAGAAUUAGGUAUGCCAACAAGCAAGUUGUGGAAAUAUAUAAUUAUAAAGUGAGUGUUUAAUAUCUAAAAUAAAUUGUUAUUGGAAUGGUCAAAGUUGCGUUGACUUUAUAUCCUGUUCUAAAUUAACUUCUAAGAUUGGAUUGAUUUGCCCAUAACAAAAUGUCUCAUGUUAUGGCUCAAAUAUUAAUUAAUGUUAAAGUAUUUCAUAAUUACCAAAAUGCUCAACUUAUAAAUUAGGAACUUGUGGUUAACAGGGAGGCUAUGGUGGUUAUGAUGGAUUGUGUGCUUGGAAUAAUACUCUUUAAUAAUGUGUUGUGGCUACUAGUUGCAGUUAAUUAUCAGAUCAAUAGGUUUGUAAUACUUAUAUCUAAAAUGCCUGUAUUUGGGAUUAUUAGAAUUUAGUAUGUACUUAAGCUACAUGCGCAUAGUUACCAACCCAAUAAAGUUGUAAAUUCGUUGUUGGCAAUUUGGAUCCGUAACAAGUGUAUCCAUGUUUUUACAAUGGUAAUUAAUGUUUGGAUGCUUCGUUUGAAUUGUUCUAGAAUUAAGAUUAAUGCCAAACUAAUACUCUAUUAAAUUACAGAUGGGUUGGAACUUAGACUUAAGGUAUUUGUGUGAGUUGCGCUCAAUAAUUAUUUGAACCUGCAAAUAAAUGUGCUUGUGAGCAAUUUAUGCUCCAAUCAGCUUGCAAUUAAUCAUAAUAUUGUUAAUGGAAUUAAAAUAGUUGUUAAGAUAUUCCAUGCUCCAAUAUUACAAAUUAAUUAUAAUGUAGUAACAAUAAAAAAUGUUUUUGGAGUUUAUAACAACAAAAUUGCUAGGUCUUUUAUUCUUGCUACUAAAUAACAGGAUUAAAUUCUUUGGCUUGUUUGGCUUAAUCAAUUAAUUGUCCAAAUUAUUAGCAAUAAAGUUGCAAUUCCUCUUUUAACUCAUGCAAUUAAAUUCCUUAAUCAUCCUGCGAUGGAUACGUUUCAAAUUAGGGAGUUUGCUAUUGGGAACAAUCUACUUAGGCUUGCAAAAAUUUGCAAUCUUGCUCAAAUAUAGUUGAUGAGAAGAUAUGCAAUCAACUGACAAGACUCUGCUAAUAUUCCGUAUUACUCGCUAAGUGUUAACAACUAACUUGUUAGAAUAUUAAGUCUUAGAAAUAAUGUACUUUUGUGUUCAAUUAAUUAAAUGGUACAGAUAUACAGGUAUGUGAAUGGACAAACAAUUCUUGUUCGAAUGCUAAAAAUAUUUUAACUCUUAAUGAGGCUCAGUGCAGUUAUAAUUCUUAGAAUACUUAUUUGUAUACAGGAUCUAAAUGUGUAAAAUGUAUAUAAGGAUCUCUCAUAUUGCCUGAAUAAUGCACUUGCUCAUAAUUGUAUUUGGCCCAAGAUUGUUAGGCUAAUCCACUAUGUACUUGGAAUGGUUCUUGUUAGUUGGCAAAUUGUUUAUCCAUACCUAAUCAAGACGUAUGUGUUUAAAGCACUCAUUGCCAAUGGACAGAAUUUGGUUGUUCUGAAUUUUAAUCAUGUAUUUUAUUAGUGGGAUCGAAUCCAAAAGAAUGUAUAUCCCAAUCAAUCAACUGUCCUUAUAGUGAUGGGGCAAAAUGCUAAAAUAAAUUCUACUAUUCUCCAUGCCAAAGUUACACUCAACCGGUAUUUUGUACAAAUUAAUUGGGAACAGAUGGUCUUUGUAUUUGGAAUGCCACAAGUGGCAGUUGUUAAGUCUUAUCAAAAUGCAACUAAAUCUUAAAGUCUACUUAUUGUGGGAUCUAUUAAUACGUCUGCAAUUGGUCAAAUGAUUCCUGCAAUUAAUCGACUUGUAGCACUUAUACAACUCCAGAAUAAUGUAAGUAUUAUUAUCAAUCUUUGAAUUCAUUUACUCCAAUAGGAUGCAGAUGGAAUAUAACUACUAGUACUUGUGAAUAAGUAGGUUCGACUUUGACAUCUUACAAUAGUGCUAAUUGUUAUACAAAUACUGCAAAAACAGCUAGAUGGAGUUAAGCAUCAAAUCAAAAAGGUGUUUGUAUCAGUUGUGGAGUCAAAUAUUUACCCAAUCCUUUAUAAUGCAAUUGUCAAUAACUUAUUUCAUAAUUGAAUUGUGGUUAAAACUAAUUAUGCUAUUGGGAUCAAGUCUCAAAAUCUUGUAAAGAAUAUGAAUGUUCAGUGUUGGCCGAAAACCUAUGCAUAACUAGCAUGAAAUGCUAGUGGUCUAACAAGGGUUGCAUAACAUUCACUUCAUGUAGUCAAAUCAAAGGAGAAACAAUUGAUGAAUGCCUAUCAUAUUCAUUAUACUGUCCGUAUAGUCCUGCAUUAAAAAGUUGUUCAACUUUAAAAAACAUGCCAAAAUGCGAAGAACAUAAAACAUAAGGUGUUUGUAAUUCAGUAAAACGUCAAGGAAAGGAAAUCUGCUUCUGGAACUAACAAUUUGAUAAAUGCACAGUAUUAAAAAGUUGCUAUGGAUUAUCUCAAAUGGAUUGUGCAUAUUAUUCAUUGUAUUGUGCAUGGAUAAGCACUCCUAACUAUGGUUAUUGUGAAGAGAGAAAAUGCCUGAAUUAUAGCACUAAGUAUUCUUGCACAUAUGUUCUGAGCAUAACCGAUGCAAAUUUAGUAUAACCUUGUCAAUGGCUGAAUGGAAAUUGUCAACCAUUAAUUAUCGCAUAAGCCAAAGAUGCUAACACUUGUUACGUUAAUUCUAAUGGUACUAGUCGCUGGACCUCAGAUUCCCCAAUUUCAGGAUUUUGUGUGCCUUGCAAUUUGCCAUCAUAUGCUGUCCAGUAUUAAAAUAAGUGCUCCUGUUCAUAAAUACUUAAUCAAAGUGAAUGUCAGUACCCUUAUUGUUCGUGGUCAAACAAUUAAUGUACUCAAAACUCUUGUUCAAAAAUUUAUAAUUCACUUGAGUGUUCUCAAUAAAGAUAAUGCUAUUGGAAUCUCAAUUAAAAUUAAUGUAAUACCAUAUCAAUAUCUGUAAACUUCUGCACAACAUUAAAAGGAAGUUCAUCCUUGGAAUGUUUUGCUUAAAGUAUUAAUUGUCCAGGCUCAUUGUAUGGAGUUUGCCAAGAUAGUGCAAGUUUAUAGACCUGUAGCAGUAUAACCACUCAAGCGGCAUGUGCCAACAGUAUUGGAUAAGAGGGUUAUUGUACAUAUGAUGAUUAGGCAUGUCACGUGAUUUCUUCAUGUCUAGCAAUUAAAACUUAUAUCUAUUGUGUUGCUAUGUAAAAAUUCUGCGUUUGGAAUGAAGCAACCAAUUAAUGCUUUACCACUACAUGUUCUAAUAUAACUGAAAAAUAAGAGUGCACAUACAUUUAUGAAAGUUUGAAUAGUUCUUCAAUCUAAUUAUGCGAAUGGAAUUAGGCUACUAGUAUUUGUCAAAAUGCCUCAUCACUCACUUUGUCUAAUAAAAACAUAGAGAGUUGUCAUAUCGAAACUGGAGGCACUUAUCAUUGGUCUAAUGCUCAACCUAACGGAUAUUGUAUCUCAUGUUCUUUGGAUCUUAUCAAAUUGCCUAACACUUGUUCAUGUGAUUAAUUAACUAGCAUUGAAUGCUUAACUGCAAAACCCAAAUGCAAAUUGGUUGAUUCUACUAGUUGUGUAAAUUCUUAAUGCAUAGAUAUCUUUGAUUAAGGUAACUGCUCUACUCUGCCAUAUUGUAUGUGGUAUAACUAGACUUGCGUAUAAUUUACUUCCUGUUCCAGUCUUUCAGGAACAACUGCUUUGGAUUGUCUGGCUUAAUCUACAAAUUGUCCAGCCAUAUCAAAUGGCAGUUGCAAAGAUAAAAAAUCUUUAGGCUCUUGCAGUUCUUAUCUAACAGCAAAUGAGUGUACUUUGGGCAUUCCGUCUUCUAAUGGAUUUUGCUACUGGAAUAAUAAUGGAUGUUAAGAGAUGAUUAAUUGUGAUGCUAUAUCCUAAAUAACACAAUGCGAUGCACUUUAUAGAAUAUGUUCAUGGAGUGCUGCAUUUAAUAAAUGUGUUCCCUUCAAAUGUCAAAAUUAUAAGAACUAAGAUUAAUGCACAUUUGUAGUUGUAAACUUCAAAGAUUCCUAUAUUGAAUUAUGCUAAUGGUAGAAUAAGGUGUGCUAAUAGUAUACUGAAAAAUACUAUAGAUUUGAUGAGCAAACAUGCUAUUAAAAUUCGGGACACACCUAUAGGUGGGUUGAAGACGAGAAACGUGGAUCAAGAUGUUAAGAAUGUUAUUCAUUAUUAAUAACAAUUACGAUGGUAAUCUAUUUAAUUGCAUUUUGA